Molecule: messenger RNA, 606 nt
Organism: Miniopterus natalensis
Lineage: Eukaryota; Metazoa; Chordata; Mammalia; Chiroptera; Miniopteridae
Gene: PSENEN
Product: presenilin enhancer, gamma-secretase subunit
Biological process (GO): Notch receptor processing
Cellular component (GO): gamma-secretase complex
Source: RefSeq, a predicted model, not a curated record
GCAUCUCACGCAAACUUCCGUAGUUGAAAGCGGCAAAGGCAUCCACCCCUCGGAAGUAAACUCCACUGGGGCGUGUUUCGCGAUCCUUGCAUCUCACUGUGUGAAGACUUGGGUCUUGCCCCUCAGACCCUCGGGACGACCCGGCCCCAGCGCAACUAUGAACUUGGAGCGGGUGUCCAACGAGGAGAAGUUGAACCUGUGCCGGAAGUACUACCUGGGUGGGUUUGCUUUCCUCCCUUUUCUCUGGCUGGUCAACAUCUUCUGGUUCUUCCGAGAGGCCUUCCUUGUCCCGGCAUACACAGAGCAGAGCCAAAUCAAAGGCUAUGUCUGGCGCUCAGCUGUGGGCUUCCUCUUCUGGGUGAUUAUACUCACCACCUGGAUCACCAUAUUCCAGAUCUACCGGCCCCGUUGGGGCGCUCUUGGGGACUACCUCUCCUUCACCAUACCCCUGGGUACCCCAUGACAACUUCUUCAGCACAGGCUUGGGACCUGAUCAAAUUCUCCCAGGAUGGACUCCUCUACUCUGAGCCCAAUCUCAAGCCCCUAAUACUGUUCCUGUCUCCUAUAUACUGUUGACAUCCCCCAAUAAAUGACCCUAAUUCUCUA